AUGUCGCCUCGUCCUAUUACUGUCACAGCGCGACGCCGGCCUCAGCUGAAUAUCUCCUCUUCCCAACCUUGUCUUCCCUUGCGUGCACAGCACCCGACUGAAGAUGCGCGAACAUUCAACAGUUGUCAUGCAUUUUAUUUUUUUUCUCUCUGGCGCUCUCCCACGCACACUGUGCAAACACGAACGUCAGCAGUUACACGGCCACCGUGCGGUUUGCUAGGACCCCGGGAUGCCGUUGCUGGGGGCGACGGAGGUAGGCCUGGAUUUAAUCUUCGGGAUCGUAAUAGGUUGGGGAUGGAUAUGGAUCCAAUGUUCCUGGCCUGGAGUUAUUUUAGAAGGCGCAAGUUCCAGUGCUGUGCUGACAUGUGUACGAAGCUGCUGGACAGCAAUCCGUAUGACCAGGCUGCAUGGAGUUUGAAAACUCGAGCCUUGACAGAGAUGGUGUAUGUGGAUGAGGUUGAUGUAGAUCAAGAAGGAAUAGCAGAAAUGAUGCUGAAUGAUAGUGCAAUUGCCCAAGUUGCCCGACCGGGAACAUCUUUAAAAGUCUCAGGAAUCAGUCGAGGAGGAGGUCCUAGCCCAGCUGUCAGCAGCUCAGCCAGCAUGUGGUCUGAUCGCUCUGCCAGGCCCAGUCUAACAACUGGCCCGCUCCAUUCUAAGCCUGUAGUCUGCUCCACACCAGCGUUCAGCCGCACCAAGGGAAUAGGAGAUAUGAAUUUAGCCUAUCAAUGUUUUAAACUGGCACUAGCCAACAACAAUGAUCAUGCAGAAGCUUAUAACAAUUUAGCUGUCCUGGAGAUCCACAAAGGUCACCAUGAACAGGCACGGGGGUUUCUUCAGACAGCGGCAGCACUGGCUCCUCAUAUGUAUGAACCACAUUAUAACUUUGCUGCACUUUCAGAUAAGGUUGGAGACCUUCAGAGCAGUUAUAUAGCUGCGCAGAAAUCAGCAGCUGCAUUUCCAGAACAUGUUGACACUCAGCAAUUAAUCAAGCAACUGCAAGAACACUUUGCUAUGCUUUAACUGUAACCAUGAUGCAGUGGUCUUGAGAUUCUUUGUUAUGUUAAAAACGUUACAUUACUUAGAUAUUGCAUGAUGUGUCAGUACAAUUGUUAAUUUCAUGAUUUUAUCUUUCUACCUCAUACUGAAGCUCAGGGAUGAAUUUUCACUUUGGAUGCAAGGAAUUGGAAGUCAGAACUGUCCCAGAGGCACCUACCGAGUGGGAGAAGCAGUUUCCACCUUUUGGGAUUUAGACCGGGGCACUCCUUUAAAGAUUUUUAAAAUCCUAUUUACAUUCCAGUUAAGGUCAAUGGGGAGGGUCUCCAUGUAAAAGGCUGGCUUGAAAGUAGUAAAUAGUGACCAAGAGGCCACUUCAGCAUGGAAGCAAUUGCUACCCUUUUUUUGCAAAUUGUAAAAGCAGCCAAGGUUCUGCUGUGUUAGGGAAUAGGAGGUCGGGGCUUUAAUGCAGCUGAAUUCAUUACAUUGUGACCUUUGGCAGUACCCAUAACCAAGCAUGCAAAGGAAAGCUACCUGGAGCACUGACAAAUUGGCCAGCUGCUGGACAGCCACCUCCAGACAGUUAAACAAGUCCUUGCUGGCAUCACCCCUCCCCCCACGAUUAGAUCAGCAAGCUGGUAGCUACCAUAAAAUCCCAGACCCCUGAGCACAUCACUGCUAAAUGCAAGCAACCAGAAGUCAAGUUUCUGACCUAAGUGGAGUUUAAAAAUAAAACAACAAAGUGUGAGGCUGGAUGAACACAG
Stegostoma tigrinum is the source of this 1757-nucleotide messenger RNA. It is a transcript of the gene ttc8, whose product is annotated as tetratricopeptide repeat domain 8. Bases 1 to 1020 code for a protein of 339 amino acids. Gene Ontology annotation, molecular function: protein binding. Gene Ontology annotation, biological process: non-motile cilium assembly. NCBI's taxonomy places the organism in Eukaryota, Metazoa, Chordata, Chondrichthyes, Orectolobiformes, Stegostomatidae. Gene Ontology annotation, cellular component: BBSome; ciliary basal body; non-motile cilium. The transcript has 8 exons. The record is from RefSeq and is a predicted model, not a curated record.